CUGACAUUCAGUCAACUGCAGCCAGCGCUAAUAGAAACAAAAUGCAAACCAUUCUGUGCCUUUGGAUGCUGCUUGGACUAAUCUACUCUGCGAUCGGUGCAUCGGGUAUAUUUCAGAGUAUAAACAUGGGUGGCACCGGAGGAGGGCUAACCAGAUCUGCAGGUAGCAACGAUGACUGGAGCAAUAGUGUCCACAACUCUGAUGUCGAUAAGACUUUGAAGCUACUGGAAACACUGGAUAACAGUGGCAUUGACAGGAACAACUGGGGAAACAAUGGCGUUAGGACUUCUGGAUUUGACGUUGAUAGAUCUGGAGAUGAGUCCAUUGAGGAAGCUCGCAGUUUCCAAUUAAUAAACUUUAGUUAGGCUACCGGCACUAUUGUUUAAAAUUAUGAAAUUUCUUAUAAAGCAUACAAAAACUAUUAAAUGUAUGAAAUGCAUGAAAAUUUAAUAAAUAAAAAUUCAUAGACCACACAA
This is a messenger RNA of Drosophila biarmipes, 476 nucleotides long. RefSeq lists its product as uncharacterized. Bases 42 to 365 code for a protein of 107 amino acids. Lineage: Eukaryota; Metazoa; Arthropoda; Insecta; Diptera; Drosophilidae. The transcript has a single exon. The record is from RefSeq and is a predicted model, not a curated record.